UGUAGCGAGUAUAAUAUGUUGUGCUGCAAAUAUUGGAUGUCGAACCGAUUGGUUGAAUUGAUAACACAAGAAUCGUUCGUAUACAGUUUGUUUAACAAUUCAAACUGAUUUUUUUGUACUUUACAAAUUUUCUUAAAUUAGUAACUAUGCAGCUUUAGUUUGUUAAAGAGGCAUUCAUCAUCAGUAGGUACAUAGUUUUCAAUCAACAGGUGAAAGCACACAUAACAGUUAACGCUUUGAUCUGCGACAACACCUGCAUCAGUGUUAGGUCCUGAUCCAUCAUAAUUUUUGGCCACGUCGAUUUUUGAAAUAACAUAAAUGAUGCAUUCUGUAACGUGUAUUGCACCAGUUAACAUAGCGGUGAUAAAAUAUUGGGGCAAGCGCGAAGAAGAUCUUAUUUUGCCACUUAACGAUUCCGUUAGUGCUACCUUAUCUACAGAUCAUCUUUGUACAAAAACAACAGUCACUACUAGUGAAAGCUUCGUAGAGAAUAAAAUUCUGCUCAACGGUAAGGAGGAAUCAUUUAGUAACCCUCGUCUGUUGCGAUGUCUUGAAGAAUUGAGGAAACGCGGUGAAACAGCAAACCGAUGCAACCCGGAAAUCUUGAACUGGAAAAUUCACGUGAACACUGAAAACAAUUUUCCAACUGCUGCUGGCUUAGCAUCAAGUGCUUCGGGAUAUGCAUGUUUAGUUUACGCCAUCUCUUGCUUGUAUGGAAUAGAAAAAGACGAAAUCUCAUCAAUCGCUCGUCAGGGUAGUGGUUCGGCAUGCCGUAGUUUGUACUCAGGUUUUGUACAGUGGCAAAAAGGAACUUUGCCCGAUGGAAGCGAUUCCAUUGCUGUUCAACUGGCCGAUCACACUUUUUGGCCAGAAAUGCGCAUUCUUAUUUUAGUGGUUAAUGAUUCACGUAAGAAGACUAGUUCGACCGGCGGAAUGUCAACUAGUGUAAAAACAUCUAAGCUACUGAAAUAUCGAGUGGAAACGUGUGUUCCUCAACAUACCAAGGAUUUAAUUAAGGCUCUCUACGAAAAAAAUUUUGAGAAUUUUGGAAAAAUUACUAUGCAGGAUAGUAAUCAGUUCCAUGCCGUAUGCCUAGAUACCUAUCCCCCAUGCGUUUACAUGAAUGAUGUUUCUCACGCGAUCGUCAACAUGGUACAUCAAUUUAAUGAACGAAAGGGCGGAAUAAGAGUGGCUUAUACUUUUGAUGCUGGUCCAAAUGCAUGUCUUUAUUUAUUGGAAAACGAUGUCAAUGACGUUCUAGCAACAAUAAAUCAUGUAUUUCCUAACGACAUAUGGAGCAGUCCAGAUUAUAUUAAGGGAAUAUCGAUCGGUAAAAUAGCGUUACCACAAGUGGAUCAAUAUUUCGUUUCUAAUGGGCAAAACUUGUUGAAAUAUAUCAUCUACACUAAAGUAGGCGAAGGUCCAAAACGCAUUGAAUAGUGCAAGAAAAAAUAUAUUUUCUUUUAUUGGGAUGGACUAAUUUCGGAUUAAUUCUACAGUAGUAACUAGAAAAGAUACCGUAAUAUUUUUGUUAAAUUA
Wyeomyia smithii (pitcher-plant mosquito) is the source of this 1539-nucleotide messenger RNA. It is a transcript of the gene Mvd, whose product is annotated as diphosphomevalonate decarboxylase. The record is from RefSeq and is a predicted model, not a curated record. Gene Ontology annotation, biological process: isopentenyl diphosphate biosynthetic process, mevalonate pathway; isoprenoid biosynthetic process. Gene Ontology annotation, cellular component: cytosol. Bases 319 to 1440 code for a protein of 373 amino acids. Gene Ontology annotation, molecular function: diphosphomevalonate decarboxylase activity; ATP binding. The transcript has 6 exons. NCBI's taxonomy places the organism in Eukaryota, Metazoa, Arthropoda, Insecta, Diptera, Culicidae.